Messenger RNA from Alternaria ventricosa, 1449 nucleotides. RefSeq lists its product as uncharacterized. Gene Ontology annotation, biological process: regulation of DNA-templated transcription. The coding region runs from base 1 to 1449 and encodes 482 amino acids. NCBI's taxonomy places the organism in Eukaryota, Fungi, Ascomycota, Dothideomycetes, Pleosporales, Pleosporaceae. The record is from RefSeq and is a predicted model, not a curated record. The transcript has a single exon.
AUGUCAUCAGAAACAGGUCCAUCACCCGUUUUCCAGACAGACACCAUCCCGUCCAGUAUGACUCUACCUCCGGCCACACCGACUCCUCUAAAGCGGAAGCCAUCAGUCAACUCCUCUCCUCCUCGGGAGUCUCCAAAGAGACAGCGACUGGACUCACAAAAACCGUCCACCGAAGAGGCCCUACGCUUUACAAAGCACUACGCCGUGUACUCCCACAACCUCCUCGAAGACCCGAAGACGGCCAGUCACCAGCUCCUCAGCGCGUCCCCCGUCUUCGAGACCACCCAAAAGGCUAUGCGUGAGCAUGCCACCCGAGAAAUCGAAGCAAACGUAAAAUGGGGCGGAACAAAAGAGCUCAGCACCAACCGACUCUACGAGAUCCUCGACAGCAAAAACCAUGUCGUUCUACGCUACGAAAUGGACAUUGUCUUUCCCGCCGCCGAAGACGCGGACGGCGUGAAGCAGUGGAGCCGCGCGAGCGAAUUGGACGCUUUGCCAGUGCAGUACGGUCUAUGUGUUGAGUAUCUUAAUAACAACUACGAGGAGGAUGAAGGAGCAGAGCGCUCCUUGAUCGUCACUUUUGGUAGUUUAGGCGAAGCCAAACACGCCAUGAAGAAGUCGGCGGCGGCGUACAUUGGCAGCUCCAGUGGAAUCAAGGUGUCUGAGAGGCGGAUUGAGAUGGUAGGGGCAGAGGGAGAAGUCAUUCGACGGUACAAGAUCGAAGAGGGGAGGAGAGAUGCACAGGGUAGGUUUAUACGGGAAGAAGACUUGUAUCUUGAGCUGAGCGGUGCAGAUUCAGAGGUACCUGCCGACCUUCCACCCGCGCCCAAGACAUUGGAGUCGUCUGCACCGCCAUCUCCUCAGCCGAUUCAUGCUCUAGCCAUUACUGCAGUCGUACGCCAAGCUACACCAAGAGUCGCAACAAACAGUCCCGCUCCUGAGACCCCCGAACCAGAAGCCGCUCCCGGUACACGCCGCCAGUCUGCUCGAAUUAAAGUCGAAACCCAGGCUGCUAAGGAUAUGAAGGAAGAGCAACUUAAGAUCGAGCCCAAGCCCAAGCCUCAGCCUAAACCAAGGGCUCCAGCUCAACUCAAGCCCCCAGCAAAGCCCAAAACGCCAGCUAAAUCUAAAGGCAAAGGCAAAGUUCCAGCCCAAGAACCAGUCGAUACAACCCCUCACUGCACUUGUCGCGGCCUUGACGACGGUAGCUUGAUGAUCGGCUGUGACAAUGACGCUUGUCCGAUCGGUUGGUAUCACGGUCGUUGUAUCGGCAUCUCCAAGGCGAUUCCGAAGAACAAAGAAUGGUAUUGUGCCAUGUGUACGAAAGAUAUGGGGAACAAGAAGGGUCUAGAUGUCGAAGCGGUGCAUGCGAAGACGCCUGUGAAGAAGAGAGGUGGUGGCGGUAAUAUGAAGGCGAAGGCGAAGGCGAGGAACAGGAAGUCGGGAUAG